Messenger RNA from Aphanomyces invadans, 441 nucleotides. RefSeq lists its product as hypothetical. The record is from RefSeq and is a predicted model, not a curated record. The transcript has 2 exons. Lineage: Eukaryota; Oomycota; Saprolegniomycetes; Saprolegniales; Verrucalvaceae. The coding region runs from base 1 to 441 and encodes 146 amino acids.
AUGGCCUACGUGCUGCCGGUGCUCUCCUUCCACCGCCGCCAACUUCGGCUGCUGCUCGGCAUCUUCUACCUGCACCGAAUUCUCGAAGCCGACUUGUACGCUCUCGGCCACACCGAGCUGCUCCGCGGCCUCGUCACGCGCCAUCGGUGGCAUCUGUUUGGACACGUCCUCCGCGCCUCCACCGACACCCCAGCACAAGCUGCCAUGACCUCCUACUUUGCACCGUCCAACGAAGCCAAGUACGCAGUCAGCACCAAGACGGCGCUGUCAGUGGUGCUCCACCGCGACCUCCAAUUCGUCGGUCGGUCACUGCUCACCACCGAAGCCCUCGACGUCAUCUGCACCACGGCCCAAGAUCGAGGCGUGUGGAAAUGCCUGACCGAGAACACGACGACGAGCCUCGACCACCGAUCGCCCCAGGAUCCGCUGACACGGAUAUGA